Leptinotarsa decemlineata (Colorado potato beetle) is the source of this 2009-nucleotide messenger RNA. It is a transcript of the gene CCAP, whose product is annotated as Crustacean cardioactive peptide. Lineage: Eukaryota; Metazoa; Arthropoda; Insecta; Coleoptera; Chrysomelidae. The record is from RefSeq and is a predicted model, not a curated record.
UGCAGCAAAACACCCUUCAGCCACAGGUGAGCAGACGUCAAUACUUUCAACUGCGUUCUUCAUUUUCCAAUCGCAGGAAAUUUUGGUGAUUGUGAUACUAAACCAAAUAUUUGAACUGUUUUGUAUUUGUAAUUCUUAUUGGUGUGAGAUUGCUGACUUUGUUUCCAGAAAUCUUCGAGUAUACUAGCAGAAACUAUGUCAACGGUUUCAUCAAUGCUGAUCGUGAUUUGUGGUUGUGCAGUAGUUUGUCUCCUGUCAGAAGUUGGAUCUCUCUAUUUGCCAAAGAAGGGUCUUGCACCAUAUCACACAAGAGAAAGAGUGUUCUUAGAACCUGAGAAGAGGCCUUUCUGUAAUGCAUUCACAGGUUGCGGCAAAAAGCGAUCCAACUUGCCAGCCCUGGCGGACAAUGGAGAAGAGAUGGACGAAUCCAUAAACAGCCUGCUAGAAUUGAGCGCGGAACCUGCAGUGGAGGACCUCUCGCGGCAGAUCAUGUCGGAAGCCAAAAUCUGGGAGGCCAUCCAAGAAGCGAACGUCGAGCUGAAUCGGCGUAGACAGAACCCCAGACUACUAGAUGGCGAGCAGAACGACGCUCCCGUUCCCGCCAAGAGCGCCACGGCGAGCUGUGCCCUGCCGCCAUGUUACAUCUAAAUAUCGAUUUGGUUAUUCAAGGGAUGUUGAAACGAAUAAGUCGUAAUCAGGGGUAUUUUUCACGUACACGUCGAGAAAUACAGGAUAAUCUUUCAUAGUCGUGGCUUGCUAUAAACUUUCUUAGUUAAAUUCUACACUGAGAGUCAGAAUUAUUAUUAUUAUCGAAUUUUUCCACGUCUUUUGCUGGGGCUAUUCACACAGGUCCAAUAUAUUAUGUGAUAAUUUGAAUUUAUGAAGUUUUCCAUACAGUAAUUUAGUACCUCAAAGAUUUCAUCAUUAAAAUUACUACUUUACUUCGUGAAAUCAAUAAAACUGUUCAUAAAAAUAAUUACACUAUCCUUCAUUAUCCUUUAUUUAGCACAAAAAAGGUAAUCACAUACACUUACAUAGAGUUUGUCAGAAUAUAUAAAAUACAACACAUUCAACUUGAAUAAUUCACAGUUGAAACGAGAGUUGAAAAAAAUGCAAUAGCUAAAGUCAGUACUCAAAUAGAUACAGGUUAUUUCAAAAUAUGCCGCUUUAAAGUUGUUUCAAAGGUAUAGAGAGAGGUUGCCUCUUGAAUAGAAACAUGUAAUUCAUCAAAAGCAUUUGUAGCUUUCGUAGUCUACAUACCUUGGUAAUGAUAGUUCAUCUUAAAUGCAUUAGUUUUGAUUAUAUAGUUGGCAAGAUCUUCAAAACAUAGCUUGUUUUCUAUUAUGUCUUCUAAGUGUUUUACUUUUUCUUCAACUGCAAUUUCUUCAUUACCCACAUUCAUUUCAUAUUAAAACUCCUGUUGUAAAGUUGAACUGACAGAUCAAUCUAUUUUCUAAUGUCUUUUAUAUAACAGAAGAUAGUUACAACUCAAUUAGAAAAAAGAUUAAUUCUAGUAUAACAGGUAGAUUUUGAAUAUAGGCGAAGCAUAUGAACAUAAUUUUUCGAUGAUAUUUAGACAAUUGUGACAAUCAUCACGAUCUAGAAUUCUUCAAACAACUAAACUCUUGAGCAGAACAUAGUUUAUCCCAGUUAAAUAUUUCACAUAGUUCAUUAACAUAAGACAGCAACAGUAGAGGCCCUAAAUUAGAACCCUGAGAAACACCUGAGCCAGCAUAAAUUGACGAUUGCAGGAUAAUAGUUGCCAUGUUCCCGUUGACUACAAUUAUAUUGGUGGAGAUGGAUGUCUUUUCAAUAAAACCACGUUAAUACAUUGAAAUAUAACCCCGGACUGAUGAAAAUAUAUUCUACUCUAGCUCCAAUAAGAGCCUGCAUCAUCCUCAUGAAACGCCCUAGUUCAAAAGAUUUGACAGUAUAAAUCACAAGAGUUAAAAAAAACAAUCUAAAAUGAAAUAUGCAGUAUUUUUGUCUGUGAAUAUUUUGAAUGGUGA